CUGACAAUGUCAUGUCCCGACAAUGUGACUUCUAACUCCUUUUUGAUGGACUCGCUGGCCGGUACCUGUAGAGGCGAGAAUUAUUCCUCUAACCAAGGAAUGUAUAUGCAGCCUGGGAGCGAUUUCAGCUGUGGAAUGAUGAGAAACUGUGGAAUUAUCCCGUCUCUUUCCAAAAGAGACGAGGUGAAUACCGCCAGCCUGUCUCUCAACACCUAUCCAUCUUACCUUUCUCAGCUAGACACUUGGUGUGACCCAAAAAAUACUUACAGAAUCGAACAACCUGUUGCAAGACAGCUCCCAUCCUGCUCUUUCCCAACCAAUGUCAAGGAAGAGAAUGUAUGCUGCAUGUAUAACGCUGAUAAAAGGGCGAAAAAUGCCACAGAGACAGCCCUCUACCCCAAUCAAAUGCCUGACUCUUGCCUAAAUGACCAUGAAGUCCCUGUUCCUAGCUACUAUCGAGCCGGCCAAGGUUAUUCCUCUAUGGAGAAGACGCCAAACUGCAACAAUCCAAAUGAGUUUGAGGCAAGUUUUGACUCCAGGGCGAGUCUGAACCCAAGGAGUGAGCGUCUGGAACAACAACAAGCCCCACCACCAGUGGCUAAAGUGAGUUUCCCCGAAAACACAAAAACAGAUAAUACCCAGAACACAUCCACCAACGAAAUUAAAACAGAAACAAGUGCCCCAGCUCCAAAAAUAAGCUCUUCGGAAGCAGAGAAAGACCUGAAUAAAAGCACUGACACCAGCACAGACAAUUCUGACAAUGAAGCAAAAGAGGAUAUAAAGGCAGAAAACACUACAGGAAAUUGGCUGACAGCAAAGAGCGGAAGAAAGAAAAGGUGUCCUUACACUAAACACCAGACGCUGGAAUUGGAGAAGGAAUUCUUAUUCAAUAUGUACUUGACCCGUGAGCGCCGCCUGGAGAUUAGUAAGAGUAUUAACCUGACAGACAGACAAGUCAAAAUCUGGUUUCAGAACCGCAGGAUGAAACUCAAGAAAAUGAACAGAGAGAACCGAAUUCGCGAACUGACUUCCAAUUUUAAUUUUACUUGAGCGUGUUCAAUAAUAUUUAAGGAAGGGGAAAAGGGGAAAAGAAACCUUGUUCAUUUUUUUUCUGGGUAUCAAUGCAAUGCGUAUGCAAAAAUUAAGGACCUCAUAAGCGUCAUUUGGGUAUUUGCAGUUUGUAGAGCGAAGAUGCAUCGAUAUAAGCAUGAGAAUAUAUAUUGCAUCCAUGUUUCUAUGUAAAAUAAAAGAUUGAUAUGGUUGCUAAAACAGCUUAUAAAAUGUUUUAAGUU
This is a messenger RNA of Mauremys reevesii (Reeves's turtle), 1292 nucleotides long. RefSeq names its product homeobox C10 (gene HOXC10). The record is from RefSeq and is a predicted model, not a curated record. Gene Ontology annotation, molecular function: DNA-binding transcription factor activity, RNA polymerase II-specific; RNA polymerase II cis-regulatory region sequence-specific DNA binding. Gene Ontology annotation, cellular component: nucleus. Lineage: Eukaryota; Metazoa; Chordata; Testudines; Geoemydidae. Gene Ontology annotation, biological process: regulation of transcription by RNA polymerase II. The coding region runs from base 7 to 1050 and encodes 347 amino acids. The transcript has 2 exons.